AGGGUUGGAAAAAAGAGAGGGUUGUGGCUGAGUUCUGGGAUGGAAAGAUUAUUCUUGUUCUUCCUGAUGAUCCUAAGUAUGCCACAAAAAAGGCAGAGGACGUGAGACGGAUUGCAGACAGUGAAUUGGGCUUUCAGCAGAUCACCCUCAGUAGCCCGAGCUCAGCUAAAACCUACCUGUUCAUUAACAGCGACAGGAUGGUGGUGGGAUGUCUGGUGGCUGAAAAUAUUAGACAGGCUUUUCGGGUGCUGGAACAGCAAGAGAAACCCAAAGACAUGAGCAAGGAGGAUUUCAUGGAGCACCACAGAGCCUGGUGCUGCUCUACCGUGCCGGAAAAAGCCAUCUGUGGUGUCAGUCGCAUCUGGGUUUUCAGUCUGAUGAGGAGGAAGGGCAUCGCCACUCGCCUUCUGGACACAGUCAGGACUACUUUCAUGUACGGGAGCCACCUGACCAAAGAGGAAAUCGCCUUCUCUGACCCUACACCAGAAGGAAAGCUGUUUGCUACGAAGUACUGUGAGACACCAACAUUUCUGGUGUACAACUUCAUCAGUUAAAGAAAAACGUUUCCUGUAGGUUUUAGUAUGACUGCAUUUGUGAAUGCUUUUGUAAGUUUUUAAUAGAUAAAAAAUUGUUAGAUGUUCAAAUGAAGUUCAGUCUAAUAUGAUAAAUCUCAUGUAGUGUUCCAGAUUUGUUCAGGAGAAAAUCCAUGUUUUACUGUUGUGUAGAGAUUGAUGGAUUGUCUUUGACAGUGAGUUCAUGAAAUCAUAUUUAAGACACUUUACAUUAGCACGAAUGCAAGCUUUAAGGUUCCUGUUUGGAAAAUUCAUAAUUUCCUUGAAGUUAGUUGUAAAAUGAACAAGAACUUUCAAUUGAACUGCUCCUUGCUUUUGACUUUGUACAUAUUUUUAAAUAAAUUGUACUUAUUC
Sinocyclocheilus rhinocerous is the source of this 926-nucleotide messenger RNA. Its product is annotated as N-acetyltransferase ESCO2-like. Bases 198 to 554 code for a protein of 118 amino acids. The record is from RefSeq and is a predicted model, not a curated record. Gene Ontology annotation, molecular function: protein-lysine-acetyltransferase activity. Lineage: Eukaryota; Metazoa; Chordata; Actinopteri; Cypriniformes; Cyprinidae. Gene Ontology annotation, cellular component: nucleus; chromatin. Gene Ontology annotation, biological process: mitotic sister chromatid cohesion. The transcript is spliced from 4 exons.